AUGGGCAGAAGAUGUUAUUUAUGUUGCCUGAAGUUCCCCGGCGGCGCCCGGCAGGACGGGGAGCGCCGCGGCUCCGGCUCGCAGGGACCCUACAGUGGCUGCCGCAGCAUGGGCUGGCUCAGGGGGAUUGCCUUGCUUUCCUUGGGAGUAUUACUAGCAGGAAGAGUGAACUGCCAGCACGUGAAGAAUAAUGUGCCAAGGCUCAAAUUAUCCUAUAAAGAAAUGUUGGAAUCCAACAAUAUUAUCAAUUUCAAUGGACUAGCUAAUAGCUCCAGUUACCAUACUUUCCUCUUGGAUGAAGAACGCAGUCGGCUGUAUGUUGGAGCAAAAGAUCACAUAUUUUCUUUCAACCUGGUUAACAUAAGGGAAUAUCAAAAGAUUGUUUGGCCUGUAUCUCAUUCCCGAAGGGAUGAGUGCAAGUGGGCUGGAAAAGAUAUUCUGAGAGAAUGUGCUAAUUUCAUCAAAGUGCUUAAGGCUUACAACCAAACCCACUUGUACGCUUGUGGAACAGGGGCUUUUCAUCCAGUCUGCACCUAUAUUGAAGUUGGAAGUCAUCCAGAGGACAACAUUUUUAGAAUGGAAGAUUCACAUUUUGAAAAUGGCCGAGGGAAAAGCCCUUAUGAUCCUAAACUGAUGACAGCUUCUCUUUUAGUAGAUGGAGAACUGUACUCUGGCACAGCAGCAGACUUCAUGGGCAGGGAUUUUGCCAUUUUCCGAACUUUGGGGCAUCACCAUCCAAUCAGAACAGAGCAGCAUGAUUCCCGGUGGCUAAAUGAUCCUAGAUUUGUUAGUGCUCACUUGAUACCAGAGAGCGACAAUCCAGAAGAUGACAAAAUCUAUUUCUUCUUCCGUGAAAAUGCAAUUGAUGGAGAGCACACUGGAAAAGCCACUCAUGCCAGAAUAGGGCAGAUCUGCAAGAAUGACUUUGGUGGACACAGGAGCCUUGUUAACAAAUGGACAACAUUCCUCAAAGCACGUCUGAUUUGUUCUGUGCCAGGACCCAAUGGUAUUGACACACACUUUGAUGAACUGCAGGAUGUGUUCCUAAUGAACUCAAAAGACCCUAAAAAUCCAGUUGUCUAUGGAGUGUUUACAACUUCCAGUAAUAUCUUCAAGGGAUCAGCAGUGUGUAUGUACAGCAUGACUGAUGUGAGGAGGGUAUUUCUUGGUCCCUAUGCCCACCGAGAUGGCCCAAACUACCAGUGGGUUCCCUACCAGGGGCGAGUGCCAUAUCCACGGCCAGGAACAUGUCCCAGUAAAACAUUUGGAGGCUUUGAUUCUACCAAGGACCUUCCUGAUGAAGUUAUAACAUUUGCAAGAAGUCAUCCAGCCAUGUACAACCCAGUAUUCCCCAUCAACCACCGUCCGAUCAUGAUCAAAACGGAUGUGGAUUACCAGUUCACACAGAUAGUAGUAGAUCGGGUAGAUGCAGAAGAUGGCCAAUACGAUGUGAUGUUCAUUGGCACAGAUAUCGGAACUGUUCUUAAAGUGGUUUCAAUUCCUAAGGAGACUUGGCAUGAAUUAGAGGAAGUCUUGCUGGAAGAAAUGACAGUCUUUCGGGAACCCACUGUUAUUUCAGCAAUGAAGAUUUCUACAAAACAGCAACAGCUCUACAUUGGCUCAGCCACUGGAGUUUCACAGCUUCCUUUGCACCGCUGUGAUGUGUAUGGAAAAGCAUGUGCUGAGUGUUGCCUUGCGAGAGACCCUUACUGUGCCUGGGAUGGUUCAUCUUGCUCACGUUACUUCCCCACUGCUAAGAGACGUACUAGACGACAAGACAUCCGAAAUGGAGACCCCCUUACCCACUGCUCAGAUCUGCAGCAUCAUGAUAACCCAACUGGUCAGACCUUGGAAGAAAAGAUUAUCUAUGGAGUAGAGAAUAGCAGUACUUUUCUUGAGUGCAGUCCAAAAUCUCAGCGUGCUUUAGUCUACUGGCAAUUCCAGAAGCAGAGUGAUGACCGCAAAGAAGAGAUAAAAGUAGAUGAUCGCAUGAUCCGGACAGAACAGGGCCUACUUCUGCGAAGCCUUCAACGGAGAGACUCUGGUACUUAUUUUUGUCAUGCUGUGGAACAUGGCUUCAUUCAAACUUUGCUCAAAGUGACCCUGGAAGUGAUCGAUACUGACCACCUGGAAGAGUUGCUCCAUAAAGAAGAAGAUGGUGAUGCCUCCAAGAUCAAGGAUGCUACCAAUAGCAUGACCCCCAGUCAAAAGAUCUGGUAUAGAGACUUCAUGCAGUUAAUCAAUCACCCCAAUCUCAACACGAUGGAUGAGUUCUGUGAGCAGGUUUGGAAAAGAGACCGCAAGCAACGCCGACAAAGGCCUGCCAAUUCACAGGUGAACACAAAUAAGUGGAAGCACCUACAAGAGAAUAAAAAAGGUAGGAACAGGAGGACCCAUGAAUUUGAGAGGGCACCACGGAGUGUCUGA
This is a messenger RNA of Indicator indicator, 2427 nucleotides long. It is a transcript of the gene SEMA3A, whose product is annotated as semaphorin 3A. The transcript is spliced from 18 exons. The coding region runs from base 1 to 2427 and encodes 808 amino acids. Gene Ontology annotation, molecular function: semaphorin receptor binding; neuropilin binding; chemorepellent activity. Gene Ontology annotation, biological process: negative regulation of axon extension involved in axon guidance; motor neuron axon guidance; semaphorin-plexin signaling pathway. The record is from RefSeq and is a predicted model, not a curated record. NCBI's taxonomy places the organism in Eukaryota, Metazoa, Chordata, Aves, Piciformes, Indicatoridae.